Molecule: messenger RNA, 10714 nt
Organism: Globicephala melas (long-finned pilot whale)
Lineage: Eukaryota; Metazoa; Chordata; Mammalia; Artiodactyla; Delphinidae
Gene: SDK2
Product: sidekick cell adhesion molecule 2
Biological process (GO): cell-cell adhesion
Molecular function (GO): protein binding
Source: RefSeq, a predicted model, not a curated record
GCCACGGGAGGAAGUUUCCUGAAGUUGUCGCUUUAUUCCGGAGCCCGGCCCGCGACCCGGUCAGAUCGGUGAGGCCGCCUUGCCCGGUAGAAGAAGUCGGAGUUGGGGUGCCAAGCGGGGUGGUGCCCCGAGACCGAGAGCGGCUUCAUCCUCCUCUUUGCUCGCCCCUCGCCUUCCCGGAGCGCCGCGGGGAUCGGACUUGUACUAAAGAAGAGGAGGAAGGGUUGGGGUCGCCAGCGUCUCCCCUCCCCGGCGGAUACCGCUCCGGGCCGGAGCCGCGUAGACAGCCUCCCGGGACGUAGCCACGGGGUACCGGACCUCACCAGGAUUAUAAAACUGUUCGGAAGACCAAUCCCCCGAAGAAAACGCUGGUUGCCAUGUGGGGACCACUGAUCUGGACUCUGCUGGCCCUGCACCAGAUCCGCGCGGCCGGAGCCCAAGAUGACGUGGCCCCCUACUUCAAGACGGAGCCGGUGCGAACACAGGUGCACCUGGAGGGGAAUCGCCUGGUACUCACGUGCAUGGCCGAGGGCAGCUGGCCACUGGAGUUCAAGUGGCUCCACAACGACAGGGAGCUGACCAAGUUCUCUCUGGAGUACAGGUACAUGAUCACCAGCCUGGACCGCACCCACGCCGGCUUCUACCGCUGCAUCGUGCGUAACCGGAUGGGCGCUCUGCUGCAGCGGCAAACCGAGGUCCAGGUGGCCUACAUGGGGAGCUUUGAGGAAAGUCAGAAGCACCAGAGCGUCUCCCACGGAGAAGCGGCCAUCAUCCGCGCCCCACGCAUCGCCAGCUUCCCACGGCCGCAGGUGACUUGGUUCCGGGACGGCCGCAAGAUCCCGCCCAGCAGCCGCAUAGCCAUCACCCUGGAGAACGCCCUUGUCAUCCUGUCAACGGUGGCUCCCGACGCAGGCCGCUACUACGCGCAAGCUGUUAAUGACAAGAAUGGGGAUAACAAGACCAGCCAGCCCAUCGCGCUCGCCGUGGAGAAUGUAGGGGGCCCCGCAGACCCCAUCGCUCCAACCAUCAUCAUUCCUCCCAAGAACACCAGCGUGGUGACCGGGACCUCGGAGGUGACCAUGGAGUGCGUGGCCAAUGCCAGGCCCCUGAUCAAGCUGCACAUCACUUGGAAGAAGGAUGGGGUGCUGCUGUCCAGCGGCAUCAGCGACUACAACCGCCGGCUCACCAUCCCCAACCCUACGGGCAGCGACGCCGGUUACUACGAGUGUGAGGCCAUCCUUCGCGGCAGCAGUGCCGCCUCUGUCGUCCGUGGCGCCUACCUGUCUGUGCUGGAACCACCUCAGUUUGUCAAGGAGCCAGAGAGACACAUCACAGCAGAGAUGGAGAAAGUGGUGGACGUCCCCUGUCGGGCCAAAGGUGUGCCGCCACCCUCCAUCACCUGGUACAAGGACUCGGCCGUGGUGGAGGUGGGGAGGCUAAGCCGCUUCCGGCAGCGAAGCGACGGGGGCCUGCAGAUCAGCGGGCUAGUGCCCGACGACACCGGCAUGUUCCAGUGCUUCGCCCGCAACGCGGCCGGCGAGGUGCAGACCUCCACCUACCUGGCCGUCACCAGCAUCGCCCCCAACAUCACCAGGGGCCCCCUGGACAGCACGGUGAUUGACGGCAUGUCAGUGGUGCUGGCUUGUGAGACUUCGGGGGCACCCCGGCCGGCCAUCACUUGGCAGAAAGGGGAGCGCAUCCUGGCCAGCGGCUCAGUCCAGCUGCCUCGCUUCACGCUCCUGGAAUCCGGCAGCCUGCUCGUCAGCCCCACGCACACCUCCGACGCCGGCACCUACACCUGUUUGGCCACCAACUCUCGGGGGGUCGACGAAGCCUCGGCCGACCUGGUUGUGUGGGCCCGGACCCGCAUCACCAAGCCCCCCCAGGACCAGAGCGUCAUCAAGGGAACCCAGGCCUCCAUGAUGUGUGGAGUGACCCACGACCCCCGAGUGACUGUCAGGUACGUCUGGGAGAAGGAUGGGGCCACACUGAGCGUGGAGGGCAACCCCCGCAUCCGUCUGGACAGAAACGGCUCCCUGCACAUCUCGCAGACGUGGUCCGGGGACAUCGGCACCUACACCUGCCGGGUGCUCUCAGCCGGAGGCAACGACUCUCGCAGUGCCCACCUGCGUGUGAGGCAGCUGCCUCAUGCCCCUGAGCACCCAGUGGCGACUCUCAGCGCCGCGGAGAGAAGGGCCGUCAACCUGACGUGGGCCAAGCCCUUCGACGGCAACAGCCCGCUGAUCCACUACGUCCUGGAGAUGUCGGAGAACAAUGCCCCCUGGACGGUGCUCCUGGCCAGCGUGGACCCCGAGGCCACCUCGGUGAUGGUCAAGGGCUUGGUUCCCGCACGUUCCUACCAGUUCCGUCUUUGUGCCGUCAACGACGUGGGGAAAGGACAGUUCAGCAAAGACACAGAGAGGGUCUCCCUUCCUGAGGAGCCCCCCACGGCCCCUCCACAGAAUGUCAUCGCCAGCGGCCGGACCAACCAGUCCAUCAUGAUCCAGUGGCAGCCACCUCCCGAGAGCCACCAGAAUGGCAUCCUUAAGGGCUACAUCAUCAGGUACUGCCUGGCCGGGCUGCCUGUUGGGUACCAGUUUAAGAACAUCACGGAUGCUGAUGUCAACAACCUGCUGCUGGAGGACCUCAUCAUCUGGACCAACUACGAGAUCGAGGUGGCCGCCUACAACAGCGCCGGACUGGGUGUCUACAGCAGCAAAGUCACCGAGUGGACACUGCAGGGAGUGCCCACGGUCCCUCCGGGCAACGUGCAUGCAGAAGCCACCAACUCCACGACCAUCCGCUUCACCUGGACUGCCCCCAGCCCCCAGUUCAUCAACGGCAUCAACCAGGGCUACAAGCUGAUGGCCUGGGAGCCAGAGCAGGAAGAGGAGGUUACCAUGGUGACCGCCCGGCCCAACUUUCAAGACAGCAUCCACGUGGGCUUUGUGUCGGGCCUGAAGAAGUUCACUGAGUACUUCACCUCAGUGCUGUGCUUCACCACCCCCGGCGACGGGCCUCGCAGCACCCCGCAGCUGGCGCGCACCCACGAGGACGUGCCAGGGCCCGUGGGACACCUGAGCUUCACUGAAAUCCUGGACACCUCGCUGAAGGUCAGCUGGCAAGAACCAGGGGAGAAGAACGGCAUUCUCACAGGAUAUCGGAUCUCCUGGGAGGAGUAUAACCGGACCAACACCCGCGUGACGCACUACCUACCCAACGUCACCCUGGAGUACCGCGUCACGGGCCUCACCGCGCUCACCACCUACACCAUCGAGGUGGCCGCCAUGACCGCCAAGGGCCAGGGCCAGGUGUCUGCCUCAACCAUCUCCUCCGGGGUGCCUCCAGAACUCCCAGGAGCCCCCACCAACCUGGGCAUUUCCAACAUCGGCCCCCGCUCCGUGACCUUGCAGUUCAGGCCAGGUUAUGAUGGGAAGACCUCCAUCUCCCGCUGGCUGGUGGAGGCCCAGGUGGGCGUGGUCGGGGAGGGAGAGGAGUGGCUGCUGAUUCACCAGCUCCCCAACGAGCCCGACGCCCGGUCCAUGGAGGUGCCCGACCUGAACCCCUUCACCUACUACAGCUUCCGCAUGCGCCAGGUGAAUAUCGUGGGCACUAGCCCACCCAGCCAGCCUUCCAGAAAGAUCCAGACCCUCCAGGCGCCCCCUGACAUGGCCCCGGCCAACGUGACGCUGCGCACGGCGAGUGAGACCAGCCUGUGGCUCCGCUGGGUGCCUCUCCCAGAGAUGGAAUACAACGGGAGCCCCGAGUCGGUGGGCUACAAGAUCAAGUACAGCCGGGCGGACGGCCACGGCAAGACGCUGAGCCACGUGGUCCAAGACCGCGUGGAACGGGAGUACACCAUCGAAGACCUGGAGGAGUGGACGGAGUACCGCGUCCAGGUGCAGGCCUUCAACGCCAUCGGGAGCGGGCCCUGGAGCCAGACGGUGUUGGGCAGGACCCGGGAGUCAGUGCCGUCCUCGGGCCCCACCAACGUGUCUGUGCUGGCCACCACCUCCAGCAGCAUGCUGGUUCGCUGGAGCGAAGUCCCAGAGGCCGACCGCAACGGGCUGGUGCUGGGCUACAAGGUGCUGUAUAAGGAGAAGGACUCAGACUCCCAGCCCCGGUUCUGGCUGGUGGAAGGGAACUCGUCACGCAGCGCCCAGCUCACAGGCCUGGGCAAAUACGUGCUGUACGAGGUGCAGGUGCUAGCCUUCACGCGCAUCGGGGACGGCAGCCCCAGCCAUCCUGCCAUCCUGGAGCGGACGCUGGAUGACGUCCCGGGACCACCCAUGGGCAUCCUGUUCCCAGAGGUGAGGACCACCUCGGUGCGGCUCAUCUGGCAGCCCCCAGCCGCCCCCAACGGCAUCAUUCUUGCCUACCAGAUCACACACAGGCUCAACGCCACCACGGCCAACGCUGCCACGGUGGAGGUGCUCGUGCCCAGCGCCCGCCAGUUCACGGCCACCGGCCUCAAGCCAGAGUCCGUCUACCUGUUCCGCAUCACGGCCCAGACCCGCAAGGGCUGGGGAGAGGCCGCCGAGGCCUUGGUGGUGACCACGGAGAAGAGAGACCGCCCGCAGCCCCCCAGCAAGCCCGUGGUGCAGCAGGAGAACGUGAAGGCACGCAGCGUGCUCCUGUCCUGGGAGCCCGGGAGCGACGGGCUGUCCCCCGUGCGCUACUACACCAUCCAGACCCGCGAGCUGCCCAGCGGCAGGUGGGCCCUGCACUCAGCCUCUGUGAGCCACAACGCCUCCGCCUUCGUUGUGGACAGGCUCAAGCCCUUCACGUCCUACAAGUUCCGAGUGAAGGCCACCAAUGACAUCGGGGACAGUGAGUUCAGCAAGGAGUCGGAACCACUGACCACCCUGCAGGCCGCCCCUGAUGAAGCACCCACAAUUGUCUCAGUGACACCGCACACCACCACCUCCGUGCUGAUCCGAUGGCAGCCACCAUCAGAAGACAAGAUCAACGGCAUCCUCCUGGGCUUCCGGAUCCGGUACCGGGAGCUGCUCUACGAGGGUCUGAGGGGCUUCACGCUGCGUGGCAUCAACAACCCGGGGGCCAAGUGGGCAGAGCUCACCUCCUUGUACUCCGUGCGGGACCUGAGCCGGCCCAGCCUCACGCAGUACGAGCUGGACAACCUGAACAAGCACCGGCGCUACGAAAUACGCAUGAGUGUGUACAACACUGCGGGCGAGGGGCCCUCCAGCCCCCCACACGAGGUCUUCGUCGGGGAGGCAGUGCCCACGGCAGUGCCCCGCAACGUGGCUGUCCACGGCGCCACGGCCACGCAGCUGGAUGUGACGUGGGACCCACCCCCGCCGGAAAGCCAGAACGGAGACAUCCAGGGCUACAAGAUUUAUUUCUGGGAGGCCCAGCGGCGGAACCUCACGGAACGGGUGAAGACGCUUUUCCUGGCCGAGAACGGCGUCAAACUCAAGAACCUGACUGGCUACACCGCCUACAUGGUCAGCGUGGCGGCCUUCAACGCCGCGGGGGACGGGCCUCGGAGCACGCCGGCCCGGGGCCAGACCCAGCAAGCAGCCCCCAGUGCUCCCAGCUCCGUCAAGUUCAGUGAACUGACCACCACCUCAGUGAACGUGUCCUGGGAGGCUCCGCAGUUCCCCAAUGGUGUCCUGGAGGGCUACCGGCUGGUGUACGAGCCCUGCACCCCCGUGGACGGAGUCAGUAAGAUCGUGACAGUGGAUGUGAAGGGCAGCAGCCCUCUGUGGCUGAAGGUGAAGGACCUGGCGGAGGGGAUGACCUACAGGUUCCGUAUCAGAGCCAAGACCUUCACCUACGGGCCCGAGAUCGAAGCCAACGUCACCACGGGCCCCGGAGAAGGUGCCCCCGGGCCGCCCGGAGUGCCCAUCAUCGUGCGGUACAGCUCGGCCAUUGCCAUCCACUGGUCCAGCGGAGACCCCGGCAAAGGCCCCAUCACCCGCUACGUCAUAGAAGCCAGACCUUCAGACGAGGGGCUCUGGGACAUCCUCAUCAAAGACAUCCCCAAGGAGGUGACGUCCUACACAUUCAGCAUGGACAUCCUCAAGCCAGGCGUGAGCUAUGACUUCCGGGUCAUCGCUGUCAACGACUACGGCUUCGGCACCCCCAGCAGCCCCUCCCAGUCUGUGCCAGCCCAGAAAGCCAACCCCUUCUACGAGGAGUGGUGGUUCUUGGUGGUCAUCGCGCUCGUUGGCCUCAUCUUCAUCCUGCUCCUGGUCUUCGUGCUCAUCAUCCGGGGCCAGAGCAAGAAGUACGCCAAGAAGACAGACUCGGGGACCAAUCCCAAGUCUGGUGCCCUGGGCCAUGGGGAGAUGAUGAGCUUGGACGAAAGCAGUUUUCCUGCCCUAGAACUCAACAACCGGCGGCUCUCAGUCAAGAACUCCUUCUGCCGAAAGAACGGCCUGUAUACCAGGUCUCCUCCUCGGCCCAGCCCGGGCAGCCUCCACUACUCCGACGAGGACGUCACCAAGUACAACGACCUCAUCCCAGCCGAGAGCAGCAGCCUGACCGAGAAGCCCUCGGAAAUCUCUGACUCUCAGGGAAGCGACAGCGAGUACGAGGUCGACCCGAGCCCCCAGAAGGCCCACUCUUUUGUCAACCACUACAUCAGUGACCCCACCUAUUACAACUCGUGGAGGCGGCAGCAGAAGGGGAUCUCGCGGGCCCAGGCCUACAGCUACAUGGAGAGCGACCCGGGCGAGCCAGACCCCACCGCCCUGUCCAACGGCAGCAGCGCCCAGCAGGGCAGCCUCUUUCGGCCCAAGACCAGUCGGACCCCAACGCCCCAAAACCCCCCGAACCCCCCGAGUCAGCAGAGCACCCUCUACCGUCCCCCCAGCAGCCUCGCCCCUGGCUCCCGGGCUCCUAUAGCAGGAUUUUCAUCAUUUGUUUGAUGUCAUCCUCGUUGUCGGAAGAGGAAAAAGAAAGAAAACACAGCACCAAACUCCCCUUCCGCCCCUCCUCGCACCGCCUGCCAGAAAAGAGAAACACCAAGAAACCAAGUCAACUUUUCACCUCCUGAGUUUAUUUUUCCAGAGAUUCCAGGGCCAGCAAAGCCGGUGUUGAGAAGGAUGGAGAAAAACCACGAGAGGACGUGUGUGGCUUCGAGACUGUGGGGUUUGCUGCUCCUUCGGGGGGCUGAGCAGAGUAGGGGGGCUGGCUGCGGUGGACACGAGUGGGUUGGGCCCCUGGAGAGAGAGGGAGGGAGGGAGGGAGGGAAGGCAAAGCCUGGAGGGCUGUAAGGCGGGCGUGGCUGGCGGUGGUGAAGAAACUUCUGGACGUCCAGCCGGCUGCUCCCUUCCGGCAUGUGCUGGAGCCCUGGGCCUGCUGCUGCCUAGUGCUGCGCCGGGAUGGGCGUCCCUGAGGGCAAAGCUCCCCUCCCCCCUGCACCCACACUCCCACCCCACCCUGUGCAGCCCUGCUUCUCACCCUCCACUGCCCCCUCCCUGUUCAAUGUCCCCACCAAGCAUUUGGUUUAUGUAGAAAAACGAACCCAGCUGAAGGAUGAGAGUUUGCCUAGCUAGCUCCUUUGCUCCUAACAGACUUCUCUGUUGUGAACCCAAGGAAGAGGGCCCCUGGGGGUUGGGGAGAGGUCCCCCUGCCACUGAACCCAGCCAUCCCUUUCCUUGAAUUCACUUUCCUGAGCACAGACUAGGAGAGAUGAACUUGGGGAACAGAGAUGGGGGCACUGGCCCGGCAACACUGGGAUAACUGGGCGUAAGGCAGAAUUCGGAACCGGAAGGAGGAAGCUUGGACUUUUCCUUUUCUUCCAAUUCAGGUACCACCUGACCCCCUUCUUACAGGGAGAGGGAAAAGGGAAUUACAGAGACAAGGAAAGUCAGCUUCUGUGGGGCUGAGGGGCUAAAUGGGGGUGAGUCAUCGCUGUGGCAGACACGCCCCUCUCCCUGGAUAGACACCUUCACGCACACAAACACGCAUAUGCACACACACACACCCAUGCACUGGCAAGGAAAAGGGUCCAGAGAUCCUCUCCAAGGGAAAUCCCUUUGGGUCCUCCUAGCCAGCAGGACACUCAUUUUCAGAUCUGUGUCUCUCGUUCUCAACCCAUAGCCCUCUGUGUCUAAGACCCCUGCCUCCUAAGUCCAGGGGCCCAGAGGGGCGGGCCAAGUCUCCGGUCCCGAGGCUGGAUCUCCCAGCACCCGAUUUACAAGUCAAAGACCAUCCCAACCCCCAUUAAUGUCUUCCAGACUCGGCUCAGCUUGCCAGAGCUCAGAGCGAGGAGGGGCCCCAUCCAAACUGAACACAAGCUUACAAGAUGCACAGCCAGGCUGGCCGGGAGGAGCAGGUCAGAUGGGACCAAGGGGCAAUUAUACUGUUGGGAGACAGAGCUUUAAAAAGCUCCUUCUGGCGGCCUGCAUCUUCCCAUCAACUCAGACCUUCCGGAUGCAGGAGUUUAAGGGGGAGCCUUUCCAACUAGUGCCCUGGGUGCCCACCGGCCCUGCAAAGCAGCCCAUCCCCCAGGGUCGGGGCCGGGCCCCUGCCUCUGGAAGAGAGGAUGGCCCGGCUGGGGCACAUUUAGUGCAUCUCGGGGCCCCUUAGUGGCGCAGGGCUCCCUGGAGGCGCCAAGCGUGGGCACUGCUGCCCUGCCUGGGAGGAGGUGAUGCCCCAUUUUGAGGGGUAAGGAGAACAGUGGAGGAUUUGGGAAACAAGCCAAGGAAAGAGUGGGCCUAUACCCCUCCCCACCACCCCGAAUCAGGUUCCUGGGGUGGCAGCAGGGCCAGGGGCCUGAGGAAAGGGCACACCCAACUCUGGGCUCCCAGGCACUGGGAUCCCCCGAAACGUGAUGGGGAGAAGUUGGAAGAUGGCUCCGUAGACGGGCUGACCCGGCUCCGAGGUCCAAACAGCAGCUUCUCCACUAAGGGGUUCUAGAAAGGGAAGCACAGUCUUUCCCCUGUAGGAGGACACAGGCCUGAGGUUCUGCCCCUGUACACAUCUGGCGUCUCCCUAGGGGAACGUGCACAGCUGCGGGGCAUGUGGUGGUGAUGCUGCUUUGUCUUUCCUUAUCUCUCUCUCUCCCCUCACCCCCCCCCCCAAACAGUCUCAUCCUUUUCUCUAUCUGCUGUGUGUUGAACCAUUUAAAGCCCUUCCCGGUUCGGUGUUUGUUGCGUAGCCCAGGGAGGGAUGUGGGAGGAGGAAGCGGGGGUCAGUAGAAACGCUCUGUACGCGUGUAUGUAUUUCACGAGGCCAAAUUCCCUUUGCCUUCUGUGAAUCACCUUGUGCAUUAAGAUGCCUGCCCUCCCCUCCCCACGUGCUCCUUCACACCCAUACUGACACACACACACACACCUGGGCUCGUGCACACACACGCCGAUAUACACAGAAUGCACAGCGUCCGUGUGUCCGCAGCCCCCUCGGAGGGCUGACGCCGUCUCCUGUGUGGGGCACAGGCAGCCUGAGUCACUCCCACAUGUGGGGCGGGCUGGGUUCUGUUGUCUGAAAGGGCAGAGCUCUUAGAGGAGCUGGGAAGGCGGGCCGGGCAGAAGUGAAAGUCCCAGCCUCAGUCCAUCCCCACCCACCUGAAAUGGAGUCUCCACUGCCCCAGCCACAUCUGGAAGCCCAGGUCCCCAGCUGUGGACCUCUGGAUUUCUAAGAGGACAUCUCUUUGCCCUUGUUUACAUACCUGCUGGGGCAGCGGAGGCUCCCGACCGCCGCCCAGACGCCUGGCUGCUUUGGAAAGGUGCGUGGGCACUGCCCACGGGGCACAGGGAGCCUCCCUGACCUUUGGUUUCUUGGGCCAGUGAUGCCAGGGCCCGUGUUUGUGUGACGCCACCUGAAGCGGGUUCACAUCAGGACACUCGCUCGCUGGCUCCUUCGGCUUUGCCUCGCCGUGCCCUCGGGAAGUCUGGUGUUGCGCCUCGCAGCGCACACUUGGCACACCAGGGCUGCCUUUGCCCUCCUGGCCACACCUUCCUGUGUUCACAUCAGCUCCACACCCAGACUGCCAAGGUGAACCAAAAAGCUGCUCCGGGUUCCAGAAGCACCUUCCUCCCAGGGCUCCAGGGAGUUUGCAAACACAGGCUGCCUCUCCUCCAAUCACCCCACCUGGCACUGCCGUGAUUCAGAGGAAACAGGGAUGCUGCCAGCUGCCCCGCCCUGCGCACGCUGGCUGGAGGCCUUCUGUCUGUCCACACCUCCCUGGGCAGAGCUUUUAAAGGUGCCAGAGCCUCCCUAAAGCCCACUCUGGGCAGAGGCUCCCCUUACCUUCCCAUGGUGCACAUCUGAAGGUGCCCACACUUGGUGAGGGGCUGGAGGGGGAGGGGGGACCAUCUGAACGGCAGCCGUCUGCCCCUGAGUGCCUCUGUGUGGUCCUGGGCAGCGGCAACCCUGACCACCACCUGAGCACAGGUGCCCUCUUGGGACCAACCCCCUUCUCUUUGUUUCUGUAAGAAUAACCAAAAGCAUUUAAAUGUGUUACCUUCUUUUACGCAUAUAGACUCCAAAAACAAGAACCAACACAAAUCUUUAUUUUUUUGAUUUAAAAGAUACAAUGAAAAAUUAUGGGGAGAGUAUUCAUUAUGGCAGGUGUCUGUCUGUAAGAAAAUAUAUAUAUAUAUAUGUCAUAUAGCUUGUUAGCAGGUUUAUUUUUUGAAUGAAAGGUAACAAAAAAAUUGAUUUGAAAUAUAUACCACGAGAAGUCCCAUGUCCUGUCAAACUGGUCAGUAUUUUAUAAAUAAACUUUUUUUUUUUUUUU